This is a messenger RNA of Vanderwaltozyma polyspora DSM 70294, 888 nucleotides long. It is a transcript of the gene TAN1, whose product is annotated as putative tRNA acetyltransferase. NCBI's taxonomy places the organism in Eukaryota, Fungi, Ascomycota, Saccharomycetes, Saccharomycetales, Saccharomycetaceae. Gene Ontology annotation, biological process: tRNA modification. The transcript has 2 exons. Bases 1 to 888 code for a protein of 295 amino acids. The record is from RefSeq and is a predicted model, not a curated record. Gene Ontology annotation, molecular function: RNA binding.
AUGUCUGGAAAGAAACGUUCUCAUGAAGGUGGUAAGAGUGGAAACCAGCAACAGAAGAAGAAAUAUAAGGUAGCUUCUGGGUUUAUAGAUCCAGGUACAUCAGGUAUAUAUGCAACAUGUUCGAGAAGACAUGAGAAGCAAGCAAUCCAAGAAUUAGGCUUGCUUUUUGAAGAAAAGAUGACAGAGUUGUAUUCAAAAGAAUUAAAGGAAUUGAACGAGACUGAAAUUGAUGAAGAUGAUGAAGGUAUAGAAAAGAAGAAGGAAGAAUUAUCAAUUGAAGAUCAAAUCAAACAGGAACUUGCUGACAUUCAAAGCAAAGAUUCUAAAGUUAAUAAAGAUGGCUCCAUUAUUAAAAGGAAAGAUCCUUUGAACUUCAUUGAUUUAAAUUGUGAAUGUGUUGUGUUCUGUAAAACUCGUAAACCAAUUGUACCAGAGGAAUUUGUUUCGAAGAUAAUUAAAGAUCUAGCCGACCCAAGCAGUUUAGAGAAGAGAACUCGUUAUGUCUUGAAAUUGACACCGAUUACAUAUUCAUGCAAUGCUACAAUGGAUCAGUUUAUACUAUUGUUGAAACGUAUUCUAACACCUCAUUUCCAUGAAGGUGAAAAUGCCACCAAGAAGUUGAAGUUUGCAGUUGAUGUUACCAGACGUAAUUUCAAUACCAUAGAGCGUAUGGAUCUGAUCACUACUGUGGUUAAAGAAGUUAUACAAGACGGUAAGUACGAACAUGAGGUAGAUUUGAAAAACUAUGACAAAUUAGUUCUAAUCGAAUGUUUUAAGAAUAAUAUUGGUGCAUCCGUUGUUGAUGGAAGCUAUACCACCAAGUAUAGAAAGUUUAACGUUCAGCAAAUAUAUGAACAAAAAUUUAAAGAUAAAGACGACAAGAAAUAA